This is a messenger RNA of Gopherus evgoodei (Goodes thornscrub tortoise), 3417 nucleotides long. It is a transcript of the gene ATG16L2, whose product is annotated as autophagy related 16 like 2. Gene Ontology annotation, molecular function: protein binding. Bases 3 to 1838 code for a protein of 611 amino acids. Lineage: Eukaryota; Metazoa; Chordata; Testudines; Testudinidae. Gene Ontology annotation, cellular component: autophagosome membrane. Gene Ontology annotation, biological process: autophagosome assembly; negative stranded viral RNA replication. The transcript is spliced from 18 exons. The record is from RefSeq and is a predicted model, not a curated record.
CCAUGGCCGAGGCGGCGGGGAGCGGCGGCGGCGGGUCCUGGAAGCGUCACAUCGUCCGGCAGCUGCAGCUCCGGGACCGGGCGCAGAGCGGCCGCUUCCUGGACGUGGUGCAGGCCUAUACCAAACUGUUGGAAAAGUCCAGCUUGCUGGUGCAUUUCACAGAGAAGCUACAGGCUGAGUCCUUUGAUCUACAAGCCCCUAGGUCAGGGCGGGAAACUAACGGCUCCACGCUGGAACCAGGCCUGGGCUCCCCAGAAGCGCUGCAGGCCCUGAAGAUAAAGUACCAGGGACAAAUUGCGGAGAUGAAAGGUGUCAGUGGGGAGUUGGCGUAUCGAAUUAUUGAACUGAGCAAAUUACUCAAGGCCAAAGAAUGUAAACUGCAGGAGCAGAAAACGAGGCUGGCAUCCCUGAGCGGGCGGAUCUCUGAGCUGGAGGCAGAGUAUCAGCAGCUGAAGGGCCGGGCGGAGGAUCUGGGCAACGGGAACUGUGCCAGGAAGGCGGAAUACGAUGUCCUUCAUGAGCGUUAUCGGCUCCGGGAGGGGGAGCUGCGGCGAGCAGCCGAGAAGGAGCAGGAGCUGAUUGAGAGCCUGGUGCGGAAGAAAGUGGAGGCUGCCGAGCACCAGAACAAGAAGAACGAGAGGGUGAAGCAAGCCCGGCUGUCCAGGGAGCUGAAGAAGGCGACGAAGAGAACUGUCAGUAUUGAUGUGGAAUCGGACGAGCUGAAGCCGGCAGAGGUGAAAGUGCCCGUCCGAGAGCUGGUGGAACUGGAGGGCUGCGAGAAGCUGUGGAAAAGGCCCUUCAGAUCAGCCUCCGCCACGUCCAUGACUCUGGCCCGGUGCGUGGAUGUCUUCAAGGGCCUGCUGGAUUUCAGGCUGAAACGAGGGAACUCCAUCACCAGCGGCUCGGAGGUGCGCUACCGCUCCAUGCCUAUCUGCCUCGUCACCUGCCUGCCGUCCCGAGUCAGCGACGUUCAGGAGGCGCACUUCUCCGAGGUAAACGCAGUCAAGUUCAGUCCCAGCUCUGGUGUGCUGGCCACGGGCGGGGCCGACAGUCUCAUCAGGCUCUGGAACGUGGCCGGAGGGAGGCUGGAGAGCCUGCAGACCUUGGAAGGGGCUAACGGCAGCAUCACCAGCAUUGAGUUUGACCCAUCGGGCUGCCAGAUCUUGGCGGCGGCGUACAACAACGCAGCGCAGCUGUGGCAUAUCGGGGACUACAAAUCCAAAGAGACGCUCACGGGCCAUGCUGACAAAGUGACAGCUGCCAAAUUCCGUUCCACCCGCCUCCAAGCGGUGACGGGCAGUCGGGACAGGACAGUCAAAGAGUGGGACCUGUGCAGAGGGGCCUGCUGCAGGACCAUCAACGUCUUCUCCUACUGCAACGAUGUGGUGUGCUGUGACAACGUCAUUGUGAGCGGCCACCACGACAAGAAGAUCCGCUUCUGGGACAGCAGGGGGCCCCGAUGCACGGAGGUGAUUCCAGUCAAGGGGAAGGUCACCUCCCUCCACAUCAGCCAGGACCAGAUGCACCUGCUGAGCUGCUCCAGGGACAACACCCUGAAGGUCAUCGACCUGAAGAUGAACAACGUCCGGCAGGUGUUCCGGGCCGACGGCUUCAGGUGCGGCUCGGACUGGACGAAGGCGAUCUUCAGCCCUGAUAAGAGUUACGUGCUGGUGGGCUCCUCGGAUGGCUCCCUCUACCUCUGGAACAUGGAGAGCGGGAAGCUGGAAACGAUCCUGUCUGGGGAGCACAGGGCCUCCGUGAAUGCCGUGGCGUGGUGCUUCUCGGGCCAGUGCGUUGUGAGCGUGGACCAGGCGAAGAAGGUGGUGCUCUGGAAAUAGGGCUCAGCAUGUUGCUGGGCUGCGGAGGAGUAAUCCAGAGAGGCCAUCAGCCCCUCCUUUAUCUGCAGCCCUGCCAACCCCUGCUGCUACUGUUCUGCUCCCAAGGACCAAAGCAGCCCAGGGCUGGAGAGUUGACAAGGUCCCGGAGGGGCAGAGGUGGGGUUAGAAGCUGCAUCGGCUGCUCUCCAAAGACCUCCGCCUCUGCUAGCAAUGGCAGCCGGGGCACUUCGCAGGAUGCUGACGCUCUGUAAAAGGAAGAUUAGAAAACCAAGGACAAGUUUUCUAUCUCAGACAGCAGGAGCGGGAGGCUGCUGGGCCAGCGUCUGAGGAACGGGCCCGUCGUGCCUGAGAAAGGCAGACGUACCGACCAGACUCCAGCGAUGGGAUGUUCGGGAGGGCGAGGAGCAGUUUGUGCCUGGCAUUUAACCCUGAGGCAGGGGGUGACAAGCUCACUCUUGUGUCUGGGAGCCCGGGCGUGAGGAUUCGGCCUUUCCAAUGUGCUUGAGCGGCCGCUGCAUUGUAAGCCUGCAGCCAGGUCUCUCAGACACGCUAAUGCAUCCGCACAGCCCGAUGCAGCGCUUCUGACAUGGGUCUGUGGCCUGAGCUGCGUCCGCACUGCAGAAGUACGGGGCCUGGGCCUCGGACUCUGACCCACCCCCCCAGCAGAGCCCUAGGACGCUUGCCGACCCAAGUCAGGCUCACGUGUGUGCAUGGAAGCAGAGUUCAGCUCCAGCCCGAGUCAGAGCCAAGGCUUAGUGUGCAGUGCCGACAUACCCAAGGGGUUAGUGAGCUGGGUCUCUAGGCUCUGCCCCACCCUGCCCAAUCGGUGCCUCCCACAGGCGCCUAAGGCUAACUCUGCCUGAGGGGGAGAGGCAUGAGAUCCCGGAACCAGUGCAGCCUGUGGCCAAGCUCCUGUUAACUGCAGUGGGACUAGGAGAGGGGGCUGCUUUGGGAAUAGUGGAUCGCCUCUUGGGAUACCAGGGAGCACCAUCUCCGUGGCCUGGGCAGUCGUGCCAAGCCAAGAGCUACAGACGCCAGCCUUGUGGGCUCCACGCAUGGGCCUGGGCACUUUUCCCCAGGAGUGAGCCGCUGAGCGACUGUCUCCUCUCAUUCCUUCCUGCCUCUGCUCAGUGGUUCUAAACUGUGCCUGGGGGCGUCCACAGGACAGUCUAAUCCCCUGAUCUGAUUCCACACCAGCAAUGGCAAAACAGGGCUGGGGGGCCCGAGUUCAGCCCGCUCUGCCAUGCGAGCCACAGAGUUCAUUUGUCAUCCCAAAUAACCUUUUUGCCUUUUGAGCGUUUGCCUGCUGGGGGAGAGGCCCUGCUGGGAGCGCAGGGCACGGCCCGGGGUGGGUGUACUCAUCCGGGUUGAGCUGCCCCUGCCAUUGUGCCGUGGCCGUACAGCAGAACGGGCAGGGCAUGGCCGGGUGGAACACACGUGCAGCGGGCUGCACCAGGCAGGACCCCACCAGUUCUGCUGCUGAAUGUGCACCUGCCUUGCGUGGGGGGCUGUCAUAACAUUUUUUCCCAGAUCUGGACCUUAGCGUCCCAAAUAUGGGUGUUAGCAUGAAAACCUCCAA